This is a messenger RNA of Nezara viridula (southern green stink bug), 1479 nucleotides long. The record is from the annotation of a GenBank genome assembly. Lineage: Eukaryota; Metazoa; Arthropoda; Insecta; Hemiptera; Pentatomidae.
AUUUCUACUAAUUUAUUUAAGUUGUUUAUACUAUAUUUUUUAACAAGCCUAUGAUUUUUAAUUAUUAUAUUGAUUGGUUUUUGAACUAAAUGAUGACAAAAAAAACUGUAAACUAUUACUGUAUUCUUCUAGGUCCAAAAAUGUCAUUUUAUGAGGUUAUUGAAAUUCAUGAAGGCUAUUCUAAUACCAGUGAUAAGGGAAUGGUGGCGAUUUGCACAUGUACCUUGAUAAAAGGAAAAUAUAAUUGUAUUGUUAACACGAUGAUACCUAGCAAUGGCGAACUGAUUUUAAAAGUCUUAAAGGAUCAUCAACUAAAACCAGAAGAUAUACAUUAUGUCAUCUGCACAAAUGGAGAUUCUGGACUUAUUGGAAACAAUCAUUUAUUUUUAGAAAGUACACAUAUUAUUGGUCAUACCAUUUCAAUGAAGGAUAUCUACCAUUCCAAUUCUCUCAUUUAUGAUAGACCUUAUGAGCUUGAUGGGAAAAGACUUCAAUUAUUGCCCACUCCUGGCCUUACUCUAGUUGAUAUUACAGUUUUAGUGAAGACUUCUAGGAAUACUGUGGUUGCUAUUACUGGUGGAUUAUUCGAAAAGAAAGAAGAUUUAACAAACAACUAUAUCUGGCUGUUUUCUCGACCUGAAUGUCCCUCUCUUCAGAGAUAUUACAGAAAUUAUAUAAUGAAUACGGCUAACAGGAUUAUUCCAGGACAUGGAGCAGGAUUUGAAGUUGAUGAUGAUGUCAAAGCUUCAUUUGAUAAUCAUAAUUCGACACACGAAAACGAAAAACUACUAUCCCUGAGGGAUUUAUACAGACUGGGAUUAAGCUGAAGGCACACGGCUAACACUCUAUCUGUUCCCGCUACAAAAGAAGUUCUAAAGAUAUAUAAUAUUACAUCAUCUUUAUAAUCUCACGAUGUGAUGGGAAACUAGGAAGGAAGGCAUAGUACUUGAACAUAUUAUAAUGCAGAGCAUAUUGAGCCUAAUUUACAGAAUUUGACUAUAACAGUAAAAAAUGUAUUACAUUUGCAUUCUUUUAUGUUAUAUAUUCAAACUAUAUUAAUCUGUGACAUAAUAUGAAGUGUAUAUGUAUCUAUUAAUUCUGUUUAAACAUAGAAAAGAUAUGUUUGUAACAUUUAAAAAAUAGAUUUUAUCAUCUCAGAAAAGAAUUAUAUACUUCAACAUACAUACUUACCUAAAGUUUAGUCGUAUAGGCUCUUACAAUACCCUAUCAGUCAUAUUUAAUCUAAAGCUAAAGACUUAUAAAAUUAAUAUCACAUCAUAGAAUAUUUGAAAUCAUUAAAAUUUCAAUGAUUACCAUGAGCUUAUGAUAAAAUUUGAAUUGAAUGAAAUUACAUCAAAGUGAAUCAUUAUAAAUUAGAUCAGUUAAUAAAGAAAUAUAUGUGUAUAUUGGUGUCGGCAUCGAACCUUCGGGUUCGCUAAGCCUUAUUAUUUAUUAUUUAUAUAUAUAUAUAUAUAUAUA